Molecule: messenger RNA, 1626 nt
Organism: Diaporthe amygdali
Lineage: Eukaryota; Fungi; Ascomycota; Sordariomycetes; Diaporthales; Diaporthaceae
Product: wsc domain-containing protein 2
Exons: 2
Coding region: 1-1626 (541 amino acids)
Biological process (GO): response to reactive oxygen species; cellular response to oxidative stress; hydrogen peroxide catabolic process
Molecular function (GO): peroxidase activity; heme binding
Source: RefSeq, a predicted model, not a curated record
AUGAAGCAGGCUUUCCUUCCCACACUCGCUCUGGCGUGCUUGGCUGCAUCCGAGUAUGUCUGGCCGUCGCCUUACGAUGAGAUCGAGGACUAUCUCUCGCUGCAAGGCGGCUACCUGCGUCGAGGCUUCAUUGAUGGCGUGAUCACCUGUGGCUUCGGCACUAGUGUUCAGGGCCGUCAGAACUCGGCCGAGUGGAUUCGGGCCGCCUUCCACGACAUGGCAACCCACGAUGCCGACGCUGGCACAGGCGGCCUCGACGCUUCCAUCUUCUUCGAGCUGGAUCGACCCGAGAACCCAGGCGGUGCCUUCAACAACACCUUUGCUUUCUUCAGUAGCUUUUACUCUGCCAGAGCAUCGGCCUCCGACCUGCUGGCCAUGAGUGUUGCUGUGGCUAGUUUCUCGUGCGGCGGGAUCAAGAUACCAUUCCGCGCUGGCCGAGUCGAUGCUCAGGAGGCUGGACCUGCAGGCGUUCCUGAGCCCAGCACUGACCUCAAGACUACCCAGGACACAUUCACCAAGGCCGGUUUCUCCACAAGCGAUAUGAUUGCCAUGGUCGCAUGUGGCCACAGCCUGGGUGGCGUACACAGCACAGACUUCCCUGAGAUUGUUGGCGUCGAGGCGGAUCCCAACAACGAUACUGUAGCGCAUUUCGAUACCGAGUUUGACAAUUUCGAUAACGGUGUCGUAACUGAGUAUCUGAACGGAACCACCAAGAACCCAUUGGUGGCCGGAACAAACGACACCCUCAACUCUGACAAGCGUAUCUUCAGCGCGGAUGGCAAUGCGACCAUGACUAAACUAGCUGAUCCUGCCGCCUUUCAGACUAUGUGCGCCGACAUCUUCACCCGUAUGAUUGAUACAGUGCCUGCCAGUGUCAACCUUACCGAGCCCAUUGAAGCGACCGACAUCAAACCCUAUAUCAGCGGCCUCUCUCUAAACGCUGAUGGGAAGCUGGAGUUCAGCGGCCGAAUCCGCGUCCGCACAUCAUCCGGAUCCGGACGGGAUGCUCAGGACCUAGCUGUGCAGCUGACCUACGCUGACCGAAAGGGCAGCAGCAACGGCUCAGCUGUUAUUCCCGCCAAGAUGGCAACCUUCCAAGGCGGAUCUGCCUCGGGUCUGUGGGGCGAGCACUUCCAAUGGUUCGAGUUCAGCACGACUCUCAGCGCCGAUACUGGAAUCAGCAAGUUCUACAUCGACGUCACUAAGCCAUCAACGAAUAAGAAAGUCACAUACGACAAUGCAGGCAACGGGUACCCCAUGAGUGACGCAUUGCUGUAUGAGGAGGGACAGUCCUGUCUCAACACCAACACACAGGUCGACGGCAAGUUUCCCCUCUCGGUUGUGGCCCUCGUUCGCAAGGACCAGGCGCCCGCUUCUGGGGGCCUGACCCUCGACCUCGUGCACAAGGUGGCCCGGCAGGGCGUCAUCGUGCCGCAGCUGGUGACUAAGACCUUCAACUUUGAGCCCACGGGCGAGGACAGGGGCCAAUGGUCGGUCUACAAGGCCACCGCGCAGCUCGAGGUGGACAGCUGGAGCACAAGCUUCGAUAUCAAGCUCGCUGGAGAACAGCCUGCCGAGGUCGCGUUCCAGAAGACGGGCUCAUUGACGGAGAACGUCUGCUCAUAG